Messenger RNA from Hevea brasiliensis (rubber tree), 813 nucleotides. RefSeq names its product CLAVATA3/ESR (CLE)-related protein 10. NCBI's taxonomy places the organism in Eukaryota, Viridiplantae, Streptophyta, Magnoliopsida, Malpighiales, Euphorbiaceae. The record is from RefSeq and is a predicted model, not a curated record. Bases 50 to 529 code for a protein of 159 amino acids. The transcript has a single exon.
UCCCAGAAAGGUGGCCCCCUUUUCUUCCUUGGCAAAAUUAUAUUCGUUCAUGGGUCUCUUGCUUUGCAUUAAAACACUCUCUUCUAUCGCCAUCUUCCCUCUCUUUUCCCCUCUGUCUCUUCACAACUCUCUCUUUCGACCUCCCAUGAAGUCCUCUUCCUCUACCUCUUCUUCUUCUUCUUCUUCAACCACCAUGUCUCGUCAUUCUUGCCUUUUAAUCUUGAUGUUUCUCCUCCUUUUCUUUUUCACCUCCGCGGAUAGACACCCAAACCCUACUUCUUCCUUUGAGUCCUCUUCAAGAAACCACCGCUUCUACCGCCAUCAUUUCAACCGUCCACCCCCUUCUUGUGAUUCUUUCCCUCACAAGACUACUCGUUCCUUGUGCAUUCAUUUUCAAAGAAUGAACACACAUCGACUUCUUGGGCCACCACCGCCAACUCCGCCUUCACCACCCAAUGAGGAAAUCGAUCCAAGAUAUGGCGUGGAGAAGAGAUUAGUUCCCUCUGGGCCAAACCCACUUCACAAUUGAAGAGUUUCAUUCCUUUCCGUUCGCCAAGUAUUUUUUAAUUAAAACCAGCGUCAAUACCAUAGUUUUGUCUCCUUGUAGUAGUAGGCGCAGCACACCACUAAAUUUGGCCAACUGCCUCUAUUAUUGGCCGAAAGUUUCAUCAUCAUCAUAAUCAUCAUCUUCUUCGUCUUUCUUUCUUUCCUUCUGUAACGUUUCUUUGUAUUUCUUGGUUUCUUUUACGUUGUCCUUGUCACGCUUUAUUCGGCAUCAGCGAUGGAAGCAGAGAGCGAUCAUUAAAGGCCACC